Suhomyces tanzawaensis NRRL Y-17324 is the source of this 1596-nucleotide messenger RNA. RefSeq names its product putative GTPase (gene NOG2). Gene Ontology annotation, molecular function: GTP binding. Gene Ontology annotation, cellular component: nucleolus. The record is from RefSeq and is a predicted model, not a curated record. The coding region runs from base 1 to 1596 and encodes 531 amino acids. NCBI's taxonomy places the organism in Eukaryota, Fungi, Ascomycota, Pichiomycetes, Serinales, Debaryomycetaceae. The transcript is spliced from 2 exons.
AUGGGUACCCAGAAGAAAGAAAAGCAAAGAAGAGUUAGGGAGAAUGACACCAGAGAUGGUAAUCUCCGUGUCAAGGGAGAGAAUUUCUACCGUGAUGCCAAAAAGGUCAAGCAUUUGAAUAUGUACAAGGGUGGUAGAGCUAUUCGUAAUGCUAAGGGUGAAAUCCUUAAGGCUGCUGUUUUACAAAGCACUGACACUCCCAAUGCUAGAGUUGAUCCCAACAGAAAGUGGUUCGGCAACACCAGAGUUAUUGCACAAGAUGCUUUGGCUCACUUUAGAACUGCUAUGGGUGAAAAAAAGAAUGACACAUACCAAGUCUUAUUAAGAAGAAACAAGUUGCCAAUGUCUUUGUUGGACGAGAAAGACCACACUGAAUCCCCAACUGCUAAGAUUACCGAGGUCGAAUCUUAUUCUCUGACUUUCGGACCUAAGCAACAACGUAAGAAGCCAAGAGUUGCUGCAUCUUCGUUGGAAGACUUGGCCCAACUUACCGAAGCUGACUCUACCGCUUUCCAGGAAAAGCAGGAGUUGGACUCCACUUUGGGUUUGAUGGGUGGCUCCAUUUUGGAUAAGGACGAUUACACCCAAGAAGCCAAGGAAGCUAUUUUCCACAAGGGUCAAUCCAAGAGAAUUUGGAACGAGUUGUACAAAGUCAUCGACUCUUCUGAUGUUGUGAUACACGUUUUGGAUGCUAGAGACCCAUUGGGAACUAGAUGUGAAUCGGUUGAAAAAUACAUUAGAGACGAAUGUCCACAUAAGCACCUUAUCUACGUCUUGAACAAGUGUGAUUUGGUCCCCACCUGGGUUGCAGCCGCAUGGGUUAAACAUUUGUCUAAGAACUAUCCAACUUUAGCAUUUCACGCCUCGAUUACCAACUCAUUCGGUAAAGGUUCUUUAAUUCAAUUGUUGAGACAAUUCUCAUCUUUGCAUUCAGAUCGUCAACAAAUCUCUGUUGGAUUCAUAGGAUACCCAAACACUGGUAAGUCCUCCAUUAUUAACACUUUGCGUAGAAAGAAAGUGUGUCAAGUUGCACCAAUUCCAGGUGAGACCAAGGUCUGGCAAUAUAUCACUUUAAUGAAGAAAAUUUUCUUGAUUGAUUGCCCAGGUAUAGUGCCACCUUCCUCCAAAGAUACCGAAUCUGAUAUCUUAUUCAGAGGUGUUGUUAGAGUUGAGCAUGUUUCUAAUCCUGAACAAUAUAUCCCGGAUAUGUUGCGCAAGUGUGAAAGAAAGCAUUUGGAAAGAACUUACGAAAUUAAGGGCUGGUCUAAAUUCGAGGAGGACCCAUCAUUAUUAGAGCAGGCAAGUAACGAGUUCAUCGAGAUCAUUGCAAGAAAACAGGGAAGAUUGUUGAAGGGUGGAGAACCUGAUGAAAGUGGUGUUUCCAAGCAAAUUUUGAAUGACUUCAACAGAGGUAAGAUCCCUUGGUUUACUGCUCCUCCAAAGGAUGAAGAGGAAAGAUCCGGCGAAGAUAAAAAGUCUGGUUAUAAGAGGAAGAGAGCUGAGAAGGAGGAGAAGGACGAUGCCAAGAGAGCAAAGGUUGAAGAAGCCUACGCUAACGAAGCAGAGGAGAGUCCUUUAGCAAACGAGGAGGCUUAA